Molecule: messenger RNA, 843 nt
Organism: Dendrobium catenatum
Lineage: Eukaryota; Viridiplantae; Streptophyta; Magnoliopsida; Asparagales; Orchidaceae
Product: subtilisin-like protease SBT1.5
Exons: 1
Coding region: 1-843 (280 amino acids)
Biological process (GO): proteolysis
Molecular function (GO): serine-type endopeptidase activity
Source: RefSeq, a predicted model, not a curated record
AUGGCUGCCGCCAUCCUCAACCUCUUCAUCUUCCUCUUCCAGAUCCUCGCAUUCUCAUCUCAUCCAGCUCCUUUAGCCCGUGCCCAACUCCUCUCCAUAAUCAAUGAAGGUAGCGGCAUCGACGCCAGCAAAACUCCCGUCUACAUAGUCCACGUGGAGAAGCCCUGCAGCCGCUCACUCAGCUUCCAAAAUCUCAAAAAUUGGUACAUGUCCUUUCUCCCCAAUGCUAGUCUCGCCUCUGGAGAAUCUCGCAUGGUUUACACCUAUCGCGAAGUAAUCACCGGCUUCGCCGCUCGUCUCAACUCUGAUGAAGCCGAAGCCAUGGAAUCCCUCGAUUGUUUCAUUGAUGCCUACCCAGAAAAAGAAUACUAUGCUUCCACUACCUACACCCCCACCUUCCUCUCCCUCAAAGGAAACCCAUCAAACGCACUCUGGCAAGACUCUUCAAUGGGCGCCGGCCAAAUCAUUGGCAUAAUCGAUACCGGAAUCGAUAAUAACCACCCUUCUUUCAAUGAUAAGGGAAUGCCCCCUCCUCCCUCGAAAUGGAAUGGCAAAUGCUAUUGGGGAAAUAAACGUACCUGCAACAACAUGCUCAUCGGUGCCGCUGCGUUCCGCCACAGUGUCGUAAAACCCAAUCCGUAUGACAACGACGGCCACGGCACCCACGUCGUUAGCACCGCGGCUGGAAAUUUUGUUGACAAAGCUAAUGUAAUUGGGCAGGCACAGGGGACGGUCUCCGGCAUGGCCCCGCGUGCUCAUCUUGCAAUUUACAAAGCCUUAUUUGUCGAUCCCAACGGUCAUUCGACUGGCACCGAUGCGGAUAUUUUAGUCGCUAUAGAAUAA